GUGGUCCGGGGUGUGAGGUACAUCGUGGACUGGGAGAUCUCCAGGACCGUGUGUCGUAAACGAGACGAGGACAUCCUGUCCAACUGUGUCUUCCAGCCCGUCGGACGUCUGCACCAGACGUUUGAGUGUCACACCGAGGUCUGGCUGGUCCCCUGGCUGAACCAGACCAAGACCAUCCAGUUCCACUGUGGACCCUGAACCCCCUCCAUCCCCCUGAGACACAGACACCUGUAACCGAGACAUACACCUGUCCCCUGAGACAGACACCUGUAACCGAGA
Messenger RNA from Etheostoma cragini (Arkansas darter), 279 nucleotides. Its product is annotated as cystatin-F. The transcript is spliced from 2 exons. Gene Ontology annotation, cellular component: Golgi apparatus; late endosome; endoplasmic reticulum. Gene Ontology annotation, biological process: negative regulation of microglial cell activation; immune response; positive regulation of myelination. Lineage: Eukaryota; Metazoa; Chordata; Actinopteri; Perciformes; Percidae. The annotation marks the transcript as partial. The record is from RefSeq and is a predicted model, not a curated record. Gene Ontology annotation, molecular function: cysteine-type endopeptidase inhibitor activity.